AUGGCUCGAUUGCCGCCGAAGCGCCCCUCGUCCAUCUGGCCCGGGUCUUCCAAGCCGUCGCGGCAGUCUGUAUCAGCCACCCGGCCUGCUCCGCGUCGAUGGGGGGCCUUUGGAGGCGGAGCAGGCGGUUCGUGGGGCUCGUUCGCUUCGGGUGUCGCUCGCUCCACGGCCGGCUCGCUGGCCAACGGUGGUCUCCUCCCCCAUGAACGAGAAGCGCGCAAGCAGACGGCCGCCUCGGCACCUCCGCCUAAGCCUACGCCAGCUGCCCCUAGACCAACGCCCCCGAAUCCGGCUCCUAGGGGUCAAAGGCCUACGAGGGGAGGCCUCAGGCACGGCCUCGCCGAGGCCCAAGUCAACAUGUCAAGAUCUGUUCUCGCCAAUGUCUUCAACACGGACCGCGAGCCGCGAUCGCGACCGACUCCCGUGUCGUGGACAGCUCCGGAUCAGCACUCAGCGUCGAAAGCAUCCCCCGGCGGGGUGGCAGGGCCAGCGCAAUCACCCCCUGCGCAACCCAGACCUGGCUUGGGCCUUUACGGCAACCGCAAGUUGACCGUGCUGGAAUCGCCAAAGCCUUCGGGCAGCCCAGGGCCGCCGCAGCGGCAAGCAUGGGGCUCCUUUGGCGACCGUAGAGCACAAACAGCGGAGCACGUGGCACAGCCCGCCGGGCGAGACGGAGUGGCGCACACCAUCGGAUCCUUUUCUUCGAUGCUGGAGCUGGCCAAUGCCAGCAAACAGCCACCCAGCAAGCCCAGGGCCAACGAUGAGGAUUUUUGGGGAGAGCUUGAGAACAGGUUCGCCAGCUUCAAGGACAAUAGCAGGAAAGGCCGGGAGGCUGCCGCCGCCCCCUGGACAGCGAAGCAAACCCAAGAGGGGUCGUCAAAACCAGCCCACGAUGCCAACACUCAUAAGUCAGGCGGCGGUCAAGACACCACAUUGACUGAAGUGCAGCGGCAGAGGCGCCUGAUGAGGUAUGAGAUUGAAGACGAGUCAAUGCGGAAUCAGACCUUGAAAAAGUCCAAGAAAGUCCACAGGCGGGGCCGGGGCGAGCAGGACGAUAGCGAGUGGGAUGACGAGGCUGUCUACCGUUGGGAGCAACGGCAACGUGCCAAGGCCGAGAAGGAGGCCCGAAAGCAACGAGCCGUCCCGGAUGAGCCGACGGCGGUCCCCAUUUUCCUCCCCGAAUACAUCAGUGUAUCGAACCUGGGACAGGCGUUGAAGCAACGCGCCAACCGAUUUCUCAAGGACAUGGAAGAAAUGGGGUUCGAGAACAUCACGCUCGACACCAUCAUGGCGGGUGACACGGCGGCCCUCGUCGCGAUGGAGUAUGGGUUCGAGCCAACCAUUGACACCGGCUCGCAAAGAGACCUGAGGCCUCGGCCGCCACCCGCAGAAGCCUCGUCUCUGCCUGGACGCCCUCCAAUUGUCACCAUCAUGGGCCAUGUCGAUCAUGGCAAGACAACUCUCCUCGACUGGCUGAGAAAGUCGUCCGUCGCCGCGCAGGAGCACGGGGGCAUCACGCAACACAUCGGUGCGUUUGUGGUUAAGAUGUCGUCGGGCAAGCCCAUCACGUUCCUUGACACGCCCGGGCAUGCCGCCUUUCUGUCCAUGCGCCAGCGCGGAGCAAAUGUGACCGACAUUGUCGUGCUAGUGGUUGCGGCAGACGACAGCGUCAUGCCGCAGACGAUUGAGGCCCUGAAGCAUGCCACGGCGGCCAAGGUGCCCAUUAUUGUGGCCAUCAACAAGAUUGACAAGGAGGACGCGCGCGUUGACCAGGUCAAGAUCGAUCUUUCGCGACAUGGGGUUGAGAUUGAGGACUACGGAGGGGAUGUCCAGGUCGUCUGUGUCAGCGGCAAGACUGGCCAGGGCAUGAACGACCUGGAGGAGAACAUCGUCACGCUCUCCGAGGUUCUCGACGUGCGCGCCGAGACGGACGGCAUGGCUGAGGGCUGGGUUCUAGAAUCGAGCAUCAAGCAAGACGGCAAGGUGGCCACGGUCCUCGUCAAACGAGGAACCUUGAGGCUCGGCGACUUUAUUGUCGCAGGGAAGUCGUGGGCCAGGAUCCGUUUGCUGCGAAACGAGGCGGGCACUGAACUCGACGAAGCAUCUGCAGGGACGCCCGUCGAGGUACUCGGCUGGCGAGACCUGCCCCCUGCCGGAGAGCAGGUGCUGCAGGCUCCCGACGAGGGCAAAGCCAAGUCGGCGGUCGAAUAUCGCAUGGAAAUGGCUAACCGGGAGGAGAGCUCCUUGCAGCUCGCCGAGCAAGAGCAGCGGCAGCGGGAAAAGGCUGCGGCAGAAGCUGCGGAAGCGGCGGCGGCGGCAGCGGGCGAGGAGGCACCGGCCGAGUCCACGAUAGCCGAACAGUCCGGGGUGCUGCAGCAAAACUUUUGUGUCAAGGCGGACGUGGUCGGCUCCGUUGAGGCGGUCUGCAGCAGCAUCCUCGAGCUGGGCAACCACGAGGCGCAGGCGACGAUCCUGCGCUCCUCGGCGGGCCAGAUUUCGGAAUACGACGUGGACCAUGCGGCCGCGUCCAACAGCAUCCUGGUCAACUUCAACAUGCCGGUGCUGCCGCACAUCAAGCAGCGCGCCGAGGCGGCCAAGGUCAGGAUCCUGGACCACAGCGUUAUCUACCACGUCGUCGAUGAUGUCAAGGCGGCGCUGUCAGCGCUGCUGCCCGAGGCGGUGUCGACGCGCGUCGUGGGCGAGGCAGACAUUCUGCAGGUCUUUUCCAUCAACACCAAGAAGCGGACGUUUAAGAAUAUUGCGGGCUGCAAGGUGCGCAACGGAGCCAUCAAGAGGUCGUCGCGGAUCAAGGUGCUGCGCAAGGGCCGAGUCAUCUAUGACGGACACAUCGACACGCUCAAGCACGUCAAAAAGGACGUCAUGGAGAUGGGCAAGGGCACCGAGUGCGGAAUCGGCCUGGAGGGCUUCCAGGACUUUGCGGUGGACGAUCAGAUCCAGACUUACGAGGAGAUUAAGGAAAAGCGAUCCUUGUAG
Molecule: messenger RNA, 2994 nt
Organism: Hirsutella rhossiliensis
Lineage: Eukaryota; Fungi; Ascomycota; Sordariomycetes; Hypocreales; Ophiocordycipitaceae
Product: elongation factor tu GTP binding domain-containing protein
Exons: 3
Coding region: 1-2994 (997 amino acids)
Biological process (GO): translational initiation
Molecular function (GO): translation initiation factor activity; GTP binding; GTPase activity
Source: RefSeq, a predicted model, not a curated record